AUGCACGAGAAGCUGUUGAUUGGGGCGAAUGAGGCACUUCCGACACCUCUUUCUAACUCAGCAAGCUACGUUGAUUUCGAAGGGACAAAUGACCCCGAGCAUCCUCAGAAUUGGAGACUGUCUACGAAACUUUUCAACUCUAUCUUGGUCUGCUCAGGGACCUUCAUUGUCUCACUUACAAGCGCCAUCUUUGCCCCAGGAAUCGACAAAGCAAGCAAAUCUUUCGGGGUCGGGGCAGAGGUCGGAACACUGGGAACAACCCUCUACGUCCUUGGCUUUGCAUCAGGGCCUCUAAUCUGGGCACCUGCGUCAGAGUUACGGGGGAGGAAAUGGCCUCUGACAAUUGGUAUGCUAGGCGGUGGGAUCUUCACUAUUGCAUCGGCAGUGGCCAAAAAUAUCCAAACCUUGAUCAUAUGCCGUUUCUUCGCUGGAAUGUUUGGCGCAAGCCAACUGUCCGUUGUACCCGGUGUACUGGCUGAUCUGUAUAGCAAUACUACUCGCGGUGCUGCAAUCUCGCUAUAUGCGCUGACUGUUUUCGUGGGACCUUUUACGGCUCCUUUUGUGGGUGGCUUCAUUGCGUCGAGUUACCUUGGCUGGCGCUGGACUCUUUACAUCCCAGCAAUUUUUAACCUAGUCAAUGGUCUAUUGAGUGUUCUCUUCUUGGAUGAGACAUAUCCGCCUUGUAUUCUUGUGGCAAAAGCUGUUGCUAUCCGCAAGGAAUCCCAAAAUUGGAGUAUUCGUGCCAGGCACGAGGAGAUCGAGUUCAGCAUCGCAGGUCUAGUGGAAAAAUACUUCACACGUCCAUUGAAGUUGCUCUUCACGGAGCCUAUUAUUCUAGUGGUGUCGGUUUACAUGUCCUUUAUCUAUGGUCUUGUCUAUGCGCUUCUUGAGGCAUACCCCUUCGUCUUCGAGCAUGUCUACGGAAUGACCCCUGCCUUUGCUGGUCUAAUGUUCAUUGGCCUCAUAAUUGGCGUGGUUCUCGCGUGUGCUUUCAUUCUUUUUGGCCAGUUGGACUACGCAAGGAAACUAGCAGAGAAUAAAGGCAUCCCAGUGCCCGAGUGGCGCCUCGCUCCAACGCUCCUAGGAGCGCCUGUCUUUACAAUAGGUCUCUUUUGGUUUGGCUGGACUGGGUUCACUCCUCGGAUUCACUGGGCUGUACCUGCUGCUGCCGGGAUAUUCAUCGGAUUUGGGGUGUUAUGCAUAUUUCUUCCGUGCUUCAACUAUCUCGUCGAUGCAUACUUGCCAAUAGCCGCUUCAGCUGUUGCUGCCAAUAUCAUUCUUCGAUCAGCAGUAGCUGCAGGCUUUCCGUUAUUCUCAAGGCAGAUGUUUCAAAACAUGGGAAUUCAAUGGGCUGGUACACUACUUGGCUGUUUAGCCGCAAUAAUGAUCCCUAUUCCGAUCAUAUUCAGGACCUAUGGACCUUGGCUACGAGGGAAAAGCAAAGUAUUUUCACAAAGCCAUACGCUAGAUUGA
Molecule: messenger RNA, 1473 nt
Organism: Penicillium vulpinum
Lineage: Eukaryota; Fungi; Ascomycota; Eurotiomycetes; Eurotiales; Aspergillaceae
Product: MFS transporter
Exons: 4
Coding region: 1-1473 (490 amino acids)
Biological process (GO): transmembrane transport
Molecular function (GO): transmembrane transporter activity
Source: RefSeq, a predicted model, not a curated record